Acaulospora colombiana is the source of this 1415-nucleotide messenger RNA. NCBI's taxonomy places the organism in Eukaryota, Fungi, Glomeromycota, Glomeromycetes, Diversisporales, Acaulosporaceae. The record is from the annotation of a GenBank genome assembly.
CCCUCCUUCAUCCCACAUUUGCAGAGUUUCGCCAGAAUGUCCAAGAGCUUCAACCAACCGAGGCGGACAAUGCACUUGCACGGGAACUCCGUGAGACCAUGCCCAAAGUAUGGGAAAAUGAGACACUUCAAUGCGAAAACUUUGUAGGGCUCAUUGUAAAGCACUACGGCAUCCGACUGUUCCGUGCUGCAAUUGGCGCGACGAACCGCAUAAGCGAUGGACAUGCUAUGCAUCCGAAGCACCCAUAUAUUCUAGCAAUAUGUGAGGGAAAGACUUGGAGUGGCAACGGGGAUCCCGAGGUACAGGCCAAAGCCUAUGUUCUCGAGGCUUUGCGGCCCAAACUCCGGGGCCACGACGAUCCACUUGAUCUCCUCCCCUGCAUCAUCAUCUAUUUUGUUGUCGUCACUGAUCGUCUACAACUCGAGCCACUGACCGACAUUUUCGCUUUGCAUAUCAAUAGCCACUAUAGGAGCAGUCAGAUAGCUCGUGCCUUUGGGGCGUUUAGGAUCGCGUAUAACCAACUUUAUAAACAUUAUGAGGACAUGCCAGCCGUCGAUCGAUUGAGCGACUUUCAAAAGUCUCAACAAGCCACUAGACUGACAUUUCCCUAUCCGGAUAGCUACACAGUCGAAGGAGAGAAAGUCAAAUUCACUUAUGAUUCUCGCUUCGACGACAAAAAGCUGAUAUUCCAUGGUACGACCACCGAAGGAAUAAAAGUUUUUAUCAAGUUCACUACACAAUAUUCUCUCGAUGCACAUCAGUUUUGCGCCAGCGUUAACGUCGCUCCUAUUCUUUAUGGGUUUGAGACACUUCCGGGAGGGUGGUUCAUGGUCGUUAUGGAAUAUUUGGACCCAGAAAACUAUCGCACCUUGGAACCUGACUUGGAUAAUAAACCCCAUGUGGAAAAUGAAAUUCGUCAAAUAGUCACAGCCCUGCAUGGACGCGGAUUUGUGCACGGAGAUAUUCGUGGCGUUAAUAUGAUGACUCGCCAUCGGUGGGAAUCAACGAGUGGAACGAAAAAUAUCGUUUUACUCGAUUUCGACUGGGCCGGUCGGGAGGGUAUUGUCACUUAUCCGGAGGGCGUCAAUGGGACAUCUAUUCUACGGCAUGGAGAAGUAAAAGAUGGGAAACAUAUCAGAAAAGAGCAUGAUUGGUUCAUGAGAUAUAUGAGAUGGAAAGAGGUUAAUCAACAUAGUAAUCCUUCACUCAUGCACAAGGUCGACGUGGAACGUACCCUGAAGCUUGACCUCUUCAGUUCGGACAAGAUUGUCGCAAGAAAGAUCUAUAUCAGAGUGAAUAAUACCAUAUGGCUAGCUUUUCAGUCUCCCAAGAGACUUCAUUUCUACCAGCCACUGACGAGGGACCAACCAACAGGUUCUCGAGUCUGCGCCAAUUUCCUCCAUUUAAACCAAUAA